AUGGCGGAUGGAGACGUUUCAGACGCCAAAUUUCCUGCAGGACGAAGGAAAGCGGUCAAUAAAAAAGAAGAAUACAAAAGAAUCUUCGACGACGUUAAACUUGAGGUGUUGGACAAUUUAGAAGAAUUAACUUGGAAUAGGACAUUCCCAAAUGAAGUUAAGGACGAACCGAUGGAAGAGAGUCGAGUAUUGACUCCCGAUCUUCCAAGCACUUCUCAAGAGUUUGAUGAAGAAGAGGGUGAGGUUUUAAAGUUGUUUUGCUUUGAAUUUUUAGAUAAUUAAGUUGAGAAGAAAUUUUGAUGUUAGCAUGGAUAAAAACAGCAAGAACUUGUCAUUAUAUCUAACAUAAUUUCUAUUUUUUGGGAUUUUUAGGGUUAAUAGGGUGGUUUUUUGAUUUUUUUAGUUGUUACUUGAUUUAUACCUUUAAUUUCAUUCGUUUUAUCUUGAAUUUAAAGAUCUGAAUUACUAAAAACAUUCUUUUUAUAUUUUUGUAAAAAGAAUUCAUAAUUUAAUCCAACUAGAUAUAAAAAUUAAUUGGUUUGAAUCUGAUCUUCUUUCCAGAAAAGCCAGAAUUAUCAACGUUUUCAGUCACAGAUGAAGCAGCUUCAGAAGCUGAUGUUAAGGUAGAAACCCGACUUUUAAAGUCAAAUGUAGCUCAAGAUGGAGGCAAUUUAAGUAUUGAUGCUUUAAUAGCUGGAAACCUAAAAGAAAGUGAUGUAACAUGGAUUGUGAAUGUAAGUCUUUAUUCUUUGGGUUUUCUUGAUGUUUAGAUAGUGAGUAAUGAAGAAAUGGAUUAAUAAAAUGAAUUCAUGGAUGAUAAGUUGAUUUUUUUUACUGAAAAAGAGUAAAAAUAUGAUGUUACGUUAGUGUAAUGACAAGUUUUUGCUGGCUUUUUGAGGGAUUUCGUUUUAUUUUGCUAAAAAUUGUUCAUUUUUGGAGAGUUUACGUUAUUUUGAAGAUUUAUAUAUUAAGUUAAAGAUGUUUAUGAAGAAAAACAACUAAAAACGACAUCCUUUUUAGGACGAACCCUUAAUAUCAUCCGAAACGAUCUCAAUAUUAACUCAGGUGCUGGAAAAAGCAGCAGGACGAAAUAUUAUAUUAACCACUCUAACCAUACCAUCAAAAGAUAUAACCGAUGUUAUUCUAAAGGCUAAUGAUCUCGAAAAACAAUUUUUAUGCAAAUUAGAAGAGCCGACGAAAGAUAAACUGCGAUGGAUCGAGAAACCUUGCAUUGACAUAUCAGAUAACAAUGAAAUCAUUCUGAAAGGCUUGUUUUACACCCCAAAACCGCCUAAAAUAACGUGGACAAAGGAUUGGAAACCGAUAAAGCCGGGGAGGAUAUUGGAGAGUAAUCGCAAGUUGAAGGAUGGGCAAUACAAAUGCGAGUUGAAGAUGGUUAAGUUCAAGAGGGAUCGGGAUGAAGGAGAUUAUAUGGUGGAGGUCAAAGCGAAUGGUCAUACGUUGACUGGGAAGAUCUUACUGUCGUUUCGUAGGUUUUUAUGGGGGAAAUUGGUUUUUAAAGGAAAAAUUGAAAUUUUGAAAAAAAAAAUUCAAAAUUAAAAAAAAAUAUUUUAGACAAAGACGACAAGCCUCGAAUAGUCCGCAAACCCAAAAUAGAUGAAGCCACAAACAAAGCCGGCGAAGAGUUUACGGUUUUUACCGUAGUUUUCGGUGCUACAGUCGAAUACACAGUAAAAUGGUUCAGAGAAUAUAAGAAUAAAGAACCGAAGUUACUGAGUAACAAAGGCAGGAAGAGGUACAAUGUAAAGCCAACGGAUCGACCUAAUGUGUAUGAAGCUAGGCUUAGAAUCAGGGUAAGGAGAGUUGAUCCGGGGGCUGGAGACUUUAGUAUUGGGGGAGGGGAGGUCUUAUUGGUGGAGUAGAGGUAAAAUACGGUUCUCGGACUUGCUAUAAUUUUAUUCUAAAAAAUUGAAAAAAAAAGAUUUUGUUUCACUUUUGGAAAUAAAUUUUUUAACUGUUUUUUUUUAAAUUGAAAAAAAAUUUCAGCAGCACCGCCCGGCCGACUCCGGCAUUUACCGGUGUCAAGUCGAAACCGCCGCAGGCCAAUGUCAAGCGAAGUUGUGCGUGAAAUUGGUCGAAAAAAAGGCCAAAAUGAAAAGAAUCGACCAGCUGAAGAAGUCAGAAAGCAAAGAGAAGAAAGAUAAGAAGAAAAAAGAAGGAGAAGUUAAGAAUGGCACACUGAAAAAUGGAAAACAAGGUAAAAAUUGAAGGUUAAGACGUUGAAGGAUCAGAGAGGCUAGGCUUCGUAGAUUCAGGCUUUGGCUUAGUAGACUUGGGCGUAUUAGUUAAACUUAGUAAGCUUAAAUUUAGUAGAGUUAGGCUUUCUUGGUUUAGGUUUGGUAGGCUUACAAGGAAAGGUCAUCACCGCGCAUUGGACUGGUGAAAAACUGGUACAUACAAGUUGUAGAGCAUGGUCAAAUUAGUCAAAAACCGAAAAAAAAUUUACCCCUCGUGGGGGGUUUUUUUAAAAAAAAUUUUUAUUACGUCGAAGUUUAAAAUGUUAAUUGCGCUCGCGCUAGACUCAGAAAAGAAGAGGGGAGUGCCGUGCUGCAAUGGCGCAGUGGUUGCGCUCUCGGCUAACGCUCGAAGCACGUCGGUUCGAGUCGUGCCGGGAGCACACCCUUUUGUCCCUGAAUUAAAAUUUUUAAAAAUAAAAAAUUGUUUUUUUUUGGUCAACUUUUGUUUUGUUUACAUUAAAAAAUUCUCCUCUCUAUUUAUUAAGCUUGUUUUUAAUAUAAUUUAAAUGGUAUUAUUAUACUUACAAUUCUAUUUAUUUAGCAUAAUUACCUAAAAGCACAAUCAAAUAGCUCUGAACUUCUCAAAAAUCAUUUUAUCAGCAAGUAAACUCUUAUAAGUCUCCAGAUUCUUUUGAUUUCGCAGCUCAACAUAACGAUACAAUCGACCGGAUGUUUUUUUACCAAUCGAUUCGUCGUUCGAAUUUCUUUUCCAUCUGUUUAUACGUUUUCUUCCGGCCAUUAUUCGAUUCCUAAAACCACAUACUUAUCCACCAGCUCGUAAGGCACGUUGAGAUCAUCUCAGGACAAAACUUCGCCAUUAUUACAAACAAAAAUAAAACAAAAUUACUAUUUAAAGAAUAAUAGAACGAACAAAUUGUAAAAAAAACAAAAUUAGAUAAAAAAAUAAUUUUUUUAUUUUAAAAAUUUUAAUUCAAGCACAAAAGAGUGUGCCCCCGACGCGGCCCGAACCAACAGGCUUUGAGCGUUAGUCGAGAGCGCAACCUCUGCGCUAUUGCAUCACGGAACUCUCUCCUCUUCUUUUCCGAGUCUAGCGCGAGCGCAAUUAAGGUUUUUAAACUUCGACGUAAUAAAAUUUUUUAAAAAACCCCCACGAUGGGUAAAUUUUUUUUUUGUUUUUGACUAAUUUGACCAUGCCCUACAACUUGUAUGUACCAGUUUUUCACCAGUCCAAUGCGCGGUGGGGACCUUUCCUUGUUAGGCAUAGUAGGCUAAGGCUUUAACUUAAUAAACCUAGGCGUUUGUUUUUAGUCCUACGCUUACCUUUUUGACGUUUAAACUUCUAGGCCUAUGCGUAGUACGAUUGCCAGCUUUGAGAUUUUAAUAUUGAUAAAAUUUACACAACAGGGAGAAGCUGAUCGCUCGCAGUAACAUAGAGUAAGAUCCCAGCACUCGCAGUCAUUUGUUGGGUCGUUUUACAUCGAGGCAAAUCUUGUAUAAACCUUAAUCUUACAUAAGAAAACGUUGCGCAAUACGGUUUCUUACAAUUUCUCUAAGGCUACAUUGUUUUAGUAUAAGUUAUGUAAGCUGCGGCAGAAUUUUUUUUUUUUCAAUUUUUAAGUGCAAUUUCAAAAGUGUUGUCGUAAUUUUGCUGGUUUAUAAGAAAAUGGCAAGAACUUUGCUUAGAGUACAUAAGAUGACAAGAACUUUCUUUACAAAUAACAAAAUGACAAGAACUUUCUUUACAAAUGACAAAAUGACAAGAACUUUCUUUACAGAGUAAAAAAUGAGCAAAACUUUCUUUUCAAGACGUAAAGGCCUGAAUCGUAUAAGUUGACACCCGCACUCUGCAGAAUACAAAACACAAAACGUUGUUUUACGAAGAAAUCGCAUUAAAUUUCUUUACAAAACAUAAAAUGGAAAGAACUUUUUUUACAAAACGUAAAAUAGCAGAAACUUUUUUUACAAUACAUAACGUGAUGUUUUAAUGUUUUUUCAAAAUUUUACAAAAUUUUGCAAUUUUAGUAAUAGAAGGGCAUAUUUUAAUAAUAAAUCACCUUAAUUUAAAAAAAGCUAUUUUUCUUUUAUAUUUUCCCAUAAAAAAGUCAUUUAUUUCCAUACGCUGUAAUAUGCAAAUUGGUCAAAUUCAUCUUAUUUUCAGCGUUUGAAAAAGCCCUAAAGAAGCGAAAACUGUCCGAAACCCCGCCCAAAGACACCAAGAAGAAGAAGAAGGUAUAA
This is a messenger RNA of Bursaphelenchus okinawaensis, 4454 nucleotides long. The record is from the annotation of a GenBank genome assembly. Lineage: Eukaryota; Metazoa; Nematoda; Chromadorea; Rhabditida; Aphelenchoididae.